UUCAAUCAGACGCUCAACAUCUUUUAAAAUUCGAGCGUAGCGUUCCAAUGUUUCUUCUUCCUUUGCCUUUGUAACUUCUUUUUGAGAUGGUUUACCAGCCUGUAGCACGAAUGGGACAGCUAAAAGUCCCUUAAUCCAUUCAAUAAAGUUGUCUUUUCGAUGCUGUUUCAAAGCAUACUCGACGCGGUAUCUCGAUGCCAUACUGUUAAUAAGUAAGUUACCAAGAAAGGUGAGAAAAAGUGGUUUAAAACAGCACAGCUUUUCUAAAAAAGAUACAUGCUAAAAGUUUUGUAUUUUAUUUUGAGAAUUAAAGUAUGUAGGUUCAUGGGGUAUGAAAAAGAGAUCCAUGUUAAGUAUAUUUAAACCGAGUUACUUCAGACAGUCUAAAUUGAAAGCAAACAUUUAUGAAGUGACAUAUAAUUUCAGUUUCCCAAUCUUAUAACUUUGCUUAAUACUAUCUAAAAGUAAGUUUCAUAUUGCCAUAAAAUCUACAACGGAAAAUUUUUAGUUUCUGGGUAUUUGGACAUAUUCCUUUACGGAUGGAAACCAUAAGAAUUAAAUAAGAAAGAAAGAAAGAAAAUUGGGAUUUCAUAUCCACUUUUUUCUUGAAUUAGAGAGGCUAACACAACUUAAGUAAGAUAUAUCUUUAGCUUCUACAUGCUAAACGCAAUUUUGAAGAAUGGCGGCUUCGAAUCCUAAUGAAGAAAGAGAUCAAACAAACAAACUUGACAAGAAUGAAUUACCUAAGUCAAACGCUGAAAAUGAAAACGAGAACGAUAAUGAGAGCUUUGAUCUUGGAUUAGAAGAAAAAGACGUUCCAUUGAAGCGUCCUCGCAGACAGAUAGCAAAGUUUGAUGAAGAAAGACUAGCGUCCGAGAAUGGCAUUCCUAAACUUCAGCGCUUGAGGAAAAAGGUUAAAUUAAAAGGAAAAGGUCAUGAGUUAGGAGACCUGAAGAGAAUUUUAUCUAUGUAUCAUAUUUGGACGCAUGAAUUAUACCCUCGAGCUACCUUUGACGAUUCUAUAUCAUACUUGAAUAGAUUAGGGUCCACGCGUUCAGUUAAGGUGCGCAGACGUGGUUGGAUCAACGAAGUUGCUGAUACAAAUGCAGUGGGCCAGGAAAGCCUGCUGAACGUGUCUUAUGAUGAAGUUCCCAUGAUAGGAUCAAGGAGCAUGCCAUCUAAGCAAGAUUCCUAUAUUGAAAAUGGUGAAGAUGUUUCAUUCGUUAUUCCCGAGGCAGAAUCUGAAUAGGGAUUUGUCUAUUUUUCAUCGAUAAUUCUCGUUCUUUCAGUUAAUGGCUAUUGCCUUCGAAUUUCUUUAGUCAAUAGAGGAUUUGGAUUAGGUGCCAACUUAAGAAAAAAUUUAUUUAUUUUGAAAGACCUUCUUUUUGUGACACUGCAUAUUCUGUCUCUUUGCUUUGCUGUUCUUUGUUUGACCAAGGUACUACUGUAUUCCGUGGAGUGUGCAUUUACUUUUUUCUACUUGAGUUUCCCAAAGCCUUGUUAUUCUGUACGUGAAUGUGAAUACUACUGAAGGACGUGGGUGAGCCACUUCCAAUUAUGCUUAUAUUUUGGAAAACUCAAUGUCAGUUCUUUCGCUCAGAAUAUUCUACUACACUCCAUAAUUUGUCAUAUAUUUAAUCAUGUUAAUAGUCUUUUCCUUUUAGCAAUAAAAAAAGUCUUUGAAUUUCCUUUCCAUAUA
This is a messenger RNA of Schizosaccharomyces octosporus yFS286, 1699 nucleotides long. Its product is annotated as replication fork protection complex subunit Swi3. Gene Ontology annotation, cellular component: nucleus; replication fork protection complex. Lineage: Eukaryota; Fungi; Ascomycota; Schizosaccharomycetes; Schizosaccharomycetales; Schizosaccharomycetaceae. Gene Ontology annotation, biological process: replication fork processing; DNA replication checkpoint signaling; DNA damage response. Bases 680 to 1249 code for a protein of 189 amino acids. The transcript is spliced from 2 exons. Gene Ontology annotation, molecular function: DNA binding. The record is from RefSeq and is a predicted model, not a curated record.